Messenger RNA from Fusarium coffeatum, 6366 nucleotides. RefSeq lists its product as uncharacterized. The transcript has a single exon. The coding region runs from base 1 to 6366 and encodes 2121 amino acids. NCBI's taxonomy places the organism in Eukaryota, Fungi, Ascomycota, Sordariomycetes, Hypocreales, Nectriaceae. The record is from RefSeq and is a predicted model, not a curated record.
AUGUCAUCAUCAAACCCGACCUCUCCAGAGGAAGCUGUAGAGGAAGCCGUCCUAGAUCCUGAGACCCCGCAGAAGACCACCGAAGAGAACGAUGGAAAGGAGACACCCACGUCGGCGCCGCCAGCAGCGACCCGUGGCCGACCGCGUGCUAAGUCAACAAAAGAACCUACACUUCUCCAUGAUUUUCUUCUAGGCCGACCCUCGAGGUCGCGGCAGGCGCUCGAGCGCCAGAGGAGGAUGAGCUUGGAGGCUGUCAAAGCUGAGCUGCGCCAUGAAAUGAAGCAGUCUCAAGUCAAGCGCGUCCCACCUCCUAAUGGCGUCCGUGAUCGAGUUAAGAAGUGGCAGAAGGCCAAUGCUGCGGCUAUGGAGCAGACUCCAGACGAUGCAGCCACCGAACCACCUGAUGUUGCAUUCGAAGACGAGGACUUUGUGAGUGUGACGGAGGAGGAUCGGGUCCGCAUCAAGAUGAGGAAGAAGCCCAAAACACCAAACAAUAAAACGAACGAGACUCUGCCCACAGAGACCACAGAGGCCACAGGAGAUGCAGAGGCCACAGGAGACGCGGAGGCUACUACACCUGACGAGGUCCCCGCCAAAACACCUAUCAAGUCACCCGAGCCACCACCACCAGUGACACCAAUGACACCAACAACACCGACUCCGGGGAAACAAGUAAAACCACCGCCUAAGAAACGUGUUGUUAGCGACGAACAUUGGAGAAAGAAUCGGAAGCAUGGAACGCAUGGAACGCACGGAAACAAGAAGACCUCACCUUCUAAAGUCCCCGCCCCGGGAAAGAUACCAAAAGACUUUGUCUUCCGCACCCAAGCUAAUCCCAAGGUCGCCAACAGAGUCAAGGCUUGGGCAGAAAUGGUCGAAAUUCCAGAUCCACCACCACCGAGGAGUCAUAAGUCGUCUAAAUCGGUCGGCGCAAAACCAUGGAUGGACGACACAGAUAGCGAGUUCAUGAGUGAAAGCGAAUUGACAGUAAGCAAUGUCAAUAGCAGCCGAGUAACUGCACAGCGCUCCGCCAAGUCAACACCAGGACCUGAUGACGGAAUCCGAGUCAGACCCAUGAACAAGAAGAGACAGAGCGGUGAUGGUAUCCGGGUGAGGGCCGUCAGGACGCCACUCACUGACGACGAAGGAAUUCGAGUAAGACCUAUGAGCGAGGUCUCAUCCAAUGCCGGAAGUACGGUGCGGAGUGUCAGGUUACGGCUGAAAUCAGCUCCUAGCUCACGGAGACCUAGUAUGAGCGACGUGAAAAAGGAGAUGAAGAAGCAGAUGACAGACACCAAGAGCGUUAACGGAGACAAUUCAUCUAAAAUAUCGUUAAGUAAAUACGCCGAAACUUUCGAGGGUUCAGAAUGGUCCAAGACAACGAGGACAAAUACAGUACCUUUCAAACUUACAAAGGAAAACCCCACGGUUGAUACUCCUACGAAGAAGAGGGUUCCGUCAUCAGGCAAGCUAAAACCUCGACCCAAGAGUUACCAGCCUCCGACGACAAAGGAAAAGGGCAAGGAAACGUGGGUGCCUGAUGACGAUGAGGAGUCUGCUAUUGAGCCCUCUCAACUUGAUGGAUCAGAGUUGUCUUCCAGUCUUCUGGCCAAGUCUAUAGCAGACAUCCCAGGAGAAAUUCCAUGGGGCAACUCGGCUUUUACUGAACUCGACCUACCUCUACGCGCCCGUGGAGGACCACUACGAAGUCGGCCUAUCCGUCCUGCUCGCCCUGCGAAGCCCGAAAGGAAUACCAGCUUCAAGAACAUGCCAAAGGUUUUCAAGAAGGUCAUGGAGGGCGCCAGCAAGGUCAUUCACGAAAUCAACGAGCACCCGCCCCCAAGGGACGCUGUGCCUAAUAAGCCUACAAGUAUUGAGAAGUGGCUGAAUACUACGGUUGAUCCUUUUGUUGAGGGUGAGGGCAAAGGAAAGCCUUUGGAUGACGAUUUGUCAGAUGAACCAUCUUCUCCCGAGACUGUCAGGACUCGUCGCGCCGCAUCUCGUACCGAGAAGAGGAAAGUGUCUUCCUCGACUAUGAGCAAACCAGAUACGGUGGACAAAGCUAUUCAUGAGCCAUUACCAGCGACGCCGGAGCCUGUGCAAGAGGCCCCGAAGAAACCCCAACCUACGCCUUCACCAAAGCCUGCACCGAAAGAACCAUCACCAGAGCCUGAGCCUCCCAAGAAGGCAACACCAAAACCGGCAACCCCGAAACCAGAGCCCAAGGUCGAACCCAAGCCUGAACCUGAGCCGGCCCCUGCCAGAGAGCCUUCACCAGAGACAAUCACGGAACUCUCAACAGACCUCUCAACAGAACUCACACAAGAAGUAUCGCCAGUAUCCUCGCCCGAACCUGAAGCCAAGACGAAACCAAAGCGUCAAGACACAAAGUACCCACCAAGGGGAGGUUCACCUCUCGCAGGCUUGAAGAGAACAAAGGCAACACGAAACACAGCUUCUCCUGUCAAGUCCAGCCCCAAACACUCACUUUUUGGUAUGCUCAAGGAAGCUUUCACGGGUGAAUCGGGCAAUUCGCUUCCUAAAGUGAAGCCCUAUACGAGUCGAGAAGAGCGACCAUACGAUGAUGAGCCUGAAACCUUGUAUGCCGAUUCUAGGUACAAUGACUCUCGUUAUGACGACUCCCGCUACGAAGAUUCAAGGUACGAGGAGUCAAGAUAUGAUGACUAUCGACGUGAGGAUGAUCGUUACGACGACGAACGCAGUUACGACGACUCCGAGGAUGGGACCGAAACAGUGUUGUCCAAGACCGAAAAGUUGAGAAGCGUCAGAUCCGCAUCUCCUGAAGAAGCGCGCAAAACGCCUCAACCUCAAAAGAAAACUCCAGAGCCUCAGGAACCGCCUCAAGAGCAACCUCGAGAGAAGACUCCGGAACAGGAACAACAGGCUGAAGAUGCUCGAAUGUCACUACCGUCAGCGCGCAUGAUGGGUCCGCGUCUCCCACCGCCAACUAGGGGCCAGUAUGAGUUGUCAACAAUUCUUUCCGAGGAGGGUUCUAGCGCUGUCGAAUCGGAUCUGACGACUGAUGUCACUCAAUCCACUCUUACGCAAUCCACCGGUUUCACUAAAGGAAGCCGCCGUUCGAAUUCUCGUUCAAAUUCGAAGAACCAGGGAUCUGGUCUUAAGCGACGUCUGACACGUCACUCGGAUCUUGUAUCAGUACUCUCACUGCCCGACGAUAAAAACGUCCCCAGCGCCAUCAUCAGUAACCGCUCAAGACCCAGUAUGCGAAAGAGCCGAGGUGGGGCCAACGAUGUGACGAAUGACGACCUGCUUAGGGAAUUUCGCGAAGAUGAAAGUCUCUAUCUUAGAGAGUUGAAGACAUUAGUCUCUGGUGUUAUUCCAGUUCUUCUACAGCAGGUCGUUAAUGGCGACAAUGCGAACGAACUUUUCGGCUCUGGUGACCAUGUCACCAAGGCAGACGCCCUUUCGAAGUCUGUGGUGAACAUGGGUGUUGCUCUUGAGAAGCUUCAGAUGGCUCAUCGCAAGGCUCCUAUUCAAGAUAUUCGUCGACUUGCUUCAUGGGGUCAUGGAGUUGUACCCAUUUACCACAAAUACCUCGACGCCUGGAGGCUGGGCUUCCAAGAUCUCGUCGUCAAUCUUGCACCGGUAGCGGGAGUGCUGGAUGAUGAAGACUCCCUUGUCGGUGCCAUGCCACGGAAUGAUGCUGGCGAUAUCGUUGAUGCCGCGGGAGAGCGAGUCGACGUGGCUCAUUUGCUGAAGAGGCCUCUGCUUCGACUCAAGCAGAUCGCCAAGUUCUUCAAGUGUGUUGACUCUAUACUCGGAACUAACGACACCUACGAUCUUAUGAAUGAUUUUGAGGAUCUACAAGAAAAGGCCCGUCGUCGACAUCGCGAAGAAACAGCCAGGAUGACAGAUGAGGAUGCGAUCAACACCGACACUACCAGAUCGCGCGACCUCCGAACGCUGACUGCGAUGGACGAGGUGUACAUCGAGCCGUCGCGUCAGGUCAGCGCAAAAGAUUUCUUUUCCCUAGACCUUGCGCACUCCAAUGGUCAACGUCUCGAGUGCCAGGUCGAGUUGGUACACCGAGACAAUCAACGCUUUCCUGAAGACAAGGGCGACCUUUUGAUCCGCGAGAAUGGUGUCAAGGGUCGAUCAUACCUCUUGUUCCCGCCAGUGCCUAUUGAAUUGAUUUCAGCCAGGACAGGAGAUGAUAAUUUUGAUAUGGUUGUCAUGAUACGGGGAACACACAACGACAGGCCAUGGCACGAGCUACUCACACUCACGACCGAUAACGAAGAUCAGAUUUUGGACUGGCUCGAUAUUCUCCCUGUCUCUCCCGUACCUCCGAGGGAGCCGGAGCCUAGUGUGAUCGAUGACGAUGAACCGUACUCACAAUCCCGCAUGCCCGAUGUGCCAGUCGGCGUUCGAGGAUCUUCUCGCAAGUACUCAGCUCAAUCCCUGCGAAACUCACACUCCCGCCGCUCAUCUGCUGCCGAGUCACCUCCAGCAAGCCCAACCACACCCAAGCGACUUCCAGCCAGAUAUCGCCCUCGAUCAGCCUCGCCAGUCACUCCUCCCCCUCCUGCAAAGUCGCCUGAAUAUCACGAUCUCCAAGGUACAGCAAACCAGUACGACUACCAAUACGAUGAGCGGCCCAUGACCUCACAGAGCAUGCAACCUGAUCCUCUCAAUAUCCGCAAGAGCGAUGUAUCUCAACGGGAUGAUGGCGCACCGCCACCACCAGCUCACCGAACCUUUAGUCCCAGCCCUCAACCUCAAGCCAAGUCCAAGUACUCCAAACCGCCUCCUCUUCAACCACCUACCAGCAGCGGAGUCAAGCGCCGGGGAUCUUCUCCCCUCAAGCACGAGUACUUGCCCUCGGACCAGUCUUCGAUAUCAGGCACAUCCUACACUCGCAGUUACGAGAACUCCGAGGAGGAAGACUACACCGAAUCAGACUAUAGCUACGAUUCUUCUGAUGAGGACGAUAUCGAAAGCGUCGAUCUGCCUGAGACCGAGCUGGGAGUCAGCAUUAGGGACAACUCCAGAUCUCGAGACUACAUCAGGGAGGAGAUUGAUAGUCAUCUGGAGACACUUCAUGAAGAGGAGUAUGCCGACGAUGAGCCUAAGCGCCAUCAACUUCACGAGUCCAUUGUAUCAGGCCCAGCAGACAGCCUGACACCUUCCAAUUCCGCUUCUCAAGCUGGCCUAUACGGACAAAAGGUUGCACCCGAGGAGACCGUCCAAAGAUACAGUGCUAUGAUCUCGAGGUGGUCCGAUAAGGGCAUGUGGAAGAACAUCGCCGCUGAGAACCUUUCAGUCAUUGUCAAAGCCGGCGUAAUUGAAGCCUACAUCGCCAACAGCUCAUCUGAGCAAGGGGACAAGCCAAUGCUUGCACUUGAUCUCACUCCAUUGGUGCUCAUCCGUCAGAGCACAGCUGUUGAUCUCGAAAUCCGCUCUUCAGUUCGAUCAGAUUGCCAAAUGGCCAACUCUCACGGUGGAGGCAACUUCCGCUUCCGAUGCCACAACGGACCUGACUGCUACAACCUUUACAUGUCCGUUCACCACUCCCGUCUCAACAACCAAAAAUUCAUCCAACUCGAAAACGAAGCGCGGUUCAGAAGCUUCGGUGAACAAAAGCCUCCUGUUGAGUAUAAUGAUGAUACAAGUAGCCGACGACGAAGCUGGUUCGGCCGUAAGAACAGCUACCGUGGUUCCGUCCGUGCCCCUACUCUAUCAUAUGAUGGUGCAAGCACUACCCCCUCCUCCACUCUCUCCGCUUCCAGCUUCCUCAAGAGACUUACUGGACGAGGACUGCCCUUCAGCUUGGCUCGUUCCUCAGUCAAGCGUAACAGCCGUUACGGCGGCGGUACCAACACUCCCGGAUCUUCCUCUUAUGGUGACACCACACCGCGAUCACCUUCAAUCAGUGUCGAGAACAGCGGCCGCGGACCCUCAAGCUUCGGUACAGAAGACCUCAAAAUUCGACUGCAUCUUCUCGUCGCGGCUGCCAAAUGGGAGGACUUUGGUAACUGCAAGCUCUCCAUUCAACGACCUCCUCCUGGCUGGCGCCAAGCUCUUCGUGCCGACCACGGUAUGGAGAAGCGUGUUACUGUCACUACUAUCCCACGCAAGAACUCAGAGAAGCCAAAGGUGUUGCUUGAUGCCGUCCUCGGCAGUGGUUGCUUCACGGCAAUGGGCAGCCGUGGUAUCGUGUGCGGCGUCUGGGAGGAGAUGAAAGACGACAAUGGUGUUGUCGGCGUUGUUCCAGCUACGGGCCCGACAGGCGGCAACAUCAAGAAGUGGUGCUUCCAGUGCGCCAGUGUCGCAGAGGCAAGCUGGGUGCUGCGACUUGUUCAUCAAGAAGUCAUGACCAUCUAA